CACUUUCACCACCCACCACAUUUACACUCCCCACUCCUCCCAUUUUAUAUUCUCCCUCACCAGCUCCCACCCGCCUCCCCCAUCUCACCCACGACCCAUCAUUCCCCAAACCAGCCCCAUUCUUCACCACUCUCCGUCCCCAGCCCACUUCCCUCCCAGCCCAAUUCACCAUCCUAGCCCACUUUACCCUCCCAGCCCUCCACCGUCCCCACCAAUCACCCCACCAAAGCCCACACCACUAAGACCCGGCCCAACCCCCACAUUCAUCGCCUCACCCUUCCCACUGUCAACCCUGCUGCCCGCCGACCUCCCGCUGCUAAUACUACUCGCCCUUCCCGACUCACCACUAUCACCCAUCCUCCCCCAUCUCACCACAUGCUCACGCGCAACCAAACCGGCACCAGAAAACCAAAACAGUUCCUCGCCGCCACCACUCCAUCCUUACCCCCGCUACCAAAAUCCACACGUCAGGCCCUCGAAAACCCUCUCUGGCGAGCCGCCAUGUUUGAAGAACACACUGCAUUGCUAAGGAACCAGACUUGGGAUCUCGUCCCGCCGUCCCCAACUCAACAUGUCCUCUCUUGCAAGUGGCUAUAUCGCAUCAAGACAAAAUCCGACAACACCAUUGAUCGCUUCAGGGCUCGCCUUGUUGCGCGCGGUUUUCAGCAAAGACCGGGGAUUGAUUACGGCGACACAUUCAUCCCCGUGCUCAAACCAACGACCCUUCGGAUCAUUCUCUCACUCGCCGUCACUAAUCAUUGGCCGAUCUGUCAACUCGAUAUUGCCAAUGCUUUCUUACAUGGCACCCUCACUGACGAAGUUUUUAUGCAGCAACCUCCGGGUUUUAUCGAUCCUCAACGACCACAUCAUGUCUGUCGGCUGAAGAAGUCCCUUUACGGCCUCAAACAGGCUCCUCGGGCCUGGUUCCAUUGUCUCCGCCAAGCUCUGGAAGACUACGGGUUCAAGGGCUCCAAAACGGAUACAUCUCUAUUCAUUCUCAACAAAGGUACUCUCCGGGUUUACGUUCUCGUCUAUGUCGACGACAUUCUGAUCACAGGGAAUCAACCAACCAGACUACAAGAGGUCUUUGACUACUUUCAGCAGCACUUUGCGGUUCGUGACCUUGGGCGACUCUCAUUCUUUCUCGGAAUUGAAGCAGUGUGGGCACCACAGGGCCUAUUGCUUUCCCAACAGAAAUACAUUCUAGAGAUUCUCAAGCGUGCAAAAAUGUCCAAUGCUAAUUCCAUCUCCACUCCGGCUGCUGUUUCCACCACAACUCCUGAUAUUACUCCGUUUGAAGACGCGUCCCUGUACCGCCAAAUUGUGGGCUCCCUUCAGUAUCUACAAUUCACACGCCCAGAUAUUUCUCACGCAGUCAACUACUGUGCACAACACAUGCACCAACCACUGCAGCAUCACUGAUCCGAUGUCAAACGGAUAUUGCGCUAUCUCCGUGGCACACCGGCACAUGGCCUCUUCUUCAGCACUCACUCAUCACCCAUUCUGUCCGGCUACUCCGACGCAGCCUGGGCUAGUUGUCCGACUGAUCGCCGAUCCACCACAGGCUAUGCCGUCUACUUAGGCUCCCACCUCAUAUAAUGGUCCUCCCGCAAGCAACACACUGUUGCCCGCUCCUCUACAGAGGCUGAAUACAAAGCACUAGCCACA
Messenger RNA from Linum trigynum, 1668 nucleotides. Lineage: Eukaryota; Viridiplantae; Streptophyta; Magnoliopsida; Malpighiales; Linaceae. The record is from the annotation of a GenBank genome assembly.